This is a messenger RNA of Trematosphaeria pertusa, 3396 nucleotides long. Its product is annotated as DUF1765-domain-containing protein. The coding region runs from base 1 to 3396 and encodes 1131 amino acids. Lineage: Eukaryota; Fungi; Ascomycota; Dothideomycetes; Pleosporales; Trematosphaeriaceae. The transcript is spliced from 3 exons. The record is from RefSeq and is a predicted model, not a curated record.
AUGCAGGCCGUAGCCCCGGCCCACCGCGGCCACAAUGCGCUCGCCAGCACGCCUCGAGGCCGCACCCGUGCUGUCUCGGACGUCUAUCCGCCGCCCGAGCGAGCGCCGGAGCUCACGCAGCUGCCCAAGGCUGCCUCGUACACCUACUUUCCCCGCGUGAAAGACCUCGCAGACGAGCCGCCGGUGCUGGAGCUGAAGGGCACGAUAUCAGAAGAGGAGCUGAAAAGCGGCACAAGCGGAGAUGGGACGUCCUACUCGUCUUCGGGCGGCUCGAGCCCUGAGUCGGAGGACGGCCCCCACGUGGUGCAGAUGCCGCAAUUGCGACCCAGCCUCUCGCGCCGGUCGUCGAGAUUCCUGCCCUUCUCCAACAAGAGCCGGGACCCCUCCGCAGAGCCAAAGCCCGACCGCAGCCGCAACGAGAGCGUGAAGCAGGCCGAUUCCUCGAGUUCGAGCUCGCCCGUGCGGUCGCUGACAAAGCUGCGGAGGAAGAGCUGGGUGUCGUCACAGUCAAGGCCGUCGUCACCCACGAAGGAGACGCCAAAAGAGACAACCAGCCCCGUGAAGGUGGAGGAGCCAAGGAAGAAUUCAUUGAGCGUGGAGGCUACCAAGCGGAGGUCCUUGACGGCCGCGCUCAGCAUUCCUGAGAAGUCUAGAGCGAGGGAUUCCACCGAGAGCCCAACAACUCCCAAGAACCGCGUGCUCACCAAGAAGUCGAAGAGGCUCAGCGGCCUCUUCAACGCUUCCACCGAACCCGCGCCUGUACCCAUUUCAAAUAUUCCUGCGAUUCCGCCCGUGCCCAAGUCCUUCUCCACCGAGAAGUUCCCAUUAUACGUGCAAUCUCCAACGAGCCCGACCCACAUUCCUCCGCUCCCGCGUAAUAUCUCCUCAGACAAGCUCAAAGGUGCAAAGACGGAGCCCCGCAAGAAAGACGAGCUCUGGACGGUGUUCCGGACGCUCGAGGGGGACCUCCGCAAAUUUCAUUCCAAGUCCAUAGCUUUGAAGGCAAAUGUUGUGCGAACGACCCUCCUGCCUUUCCUGCGCACGUAUGCCGCACACUCGUCAAACCAAAGGCUCCGACCUGAGGAUCUGGAUCGGCGCGCUAAUAUUCUGAACGGGUGGUGGACUGGACUACUGGAGCUCCUGGCAGGGCGGAACAAUCAAUCAAUCUCGGGAACAGACCGCCCAGCUAUAUUAGAAGGCAUCGCGGGAGUCAUGGAGCGACCAGAGUGGCGGCUGUCGCCCUCGCCCUUCUGCGCUCUCGCAGACCGUGCCGAGACACUGUCUACGACAACUGUGAAGUCCUCCGGCUCAAACUCUUCCAGCUCCUCGGAUUUCCUCGCCGAAUCCGUCUUCCACAACGUUCGGAACAUCUUCACGCAGAAUCUCCUUUCGCAGAUGACUUUCGUCGUCGACAAGAUGUCACUCCGAAACGCGGCCGCAAGCCUGGUGACCUUUUGCGGAAAGACGUGCGCCUACGCAUUUUGCUUCUGCCCAGGAAUCGCGGAUGUCUUGGUGCGCCUGUGGAAUCCAACGCUGGAACCGAUGAAGCGCGUUCUUGAGGAGUCGGGUAUCACAAGGCUAGAUAGGCUUGACGCCACUUCGGACCGCAUUGUCGCAGCUUUCCCGCCUAUGCUCCACUCGCUGAAGUUCCAAUCCUUGCCCAAGCUCGUGCGCUUGUUGCGCCGCCCAGCAACUCUGCCCCUCGGGACCGCUAAUUUGGACUGGUAUGGCACCUGGGUGAAGCGCUGGUCUGGUGCCGAGAGUGAUUUGUUUUACGUUUUCGUGAAGCACUAUCACAUCCUCGUGACUGAAUUUCUGCCUCGGAAACCAACCAAUGCAGAGCGUGUCUGUGUGCCUGGACUCGUCAUGGUGCAUGCCCAGGUCCUGGUUAAUCUAGAUGCAACUAUCAACCGUCAUGCUACUCCGCAGCAACCCGAAGAGCCGGGAAACGGAGCAGCUGCAAUCACUUUCGAUGAUGUUCUGGGCGAUCCCGAUACCUCAGCGUCUACGCUACCCAUACCUCCGGCGAAUGCGACCCGGCAGAUGGCGGAAAACCGGCUCAUCAUGCUCAUUCGAGACUUUCUAUCUGAGAGGAACGGGCAUAUUUCCACAGCACGACGGAUAUUUGCGGAGUGCUUUGGGUGCCUCCUGCAAGCAGCUGCUCGUAGAGUCUCCAUAUACGACAACAACGCCUGUUAUACGCUGUGCGAUUUCCUAGAGGAAGCUUUCGUAAUAUUAGUUCGCUACGAAUCCCUCGACGAUCGACAACACCUAAUCCUGCACCGGCCUUUCUGGCUUUCGGUGUUCAAGCAGAUGACUGCAAGCCACAAUACCGCAACCGAGAUCAAGUUGUUCGCUUUCUUGUACAGCACUUGGCCGACUCUAAUUACUAAUGAGCAGUGGAAGGCGAGCCUAUGUUUGGAUUUCCUACUGGAACCGGAGUUUUUCGAGAGCAGGUUUAAUCACUGGUGUCCUAUGGUUCGAUCAUACUUCAUGCGGCUGCUGUGUUGGCGGGUCGCCCGUUUCGAUGAAGCGGAGUCUGCAACGGAAGUGAACAUUAUGAGAGCUUUGAGCGAUCGCUUACGCUCCGUUUGGUCUCACUACCUUUGGCUCCUGGAGCAAGCCCAGGAGACGGACACCAUGCUACCAUCGACUACGGCUUGCAAUCCCGCCCCCGGCCGACGUUUCCUCAUCAUACGUAAUGAUAAUCCUAUGGUGACCAAUGCUGGUCCUUUCCUCUCAUUCGAUGGUGUCGUCCAGUCACCUAUGUCAAAGAGACUCUCAUCACCUCUGAAUCCCGUACCGGAAGCCGACGCUCGGCCGCUUUCAGCUGCGUCAACUGACUCGCAAGACUUCCCGGAAGAAAACGCUAGUACCAAAGGCCGCUGGAACAUUCUGCGUAGCUUCAUUAGCGGUGCUCCAAAGUCGAAGAGCCCUGACCCGCCCCGCAAAGACAAGGAGAAUGCGAAGAGCUCCAACACCAGCAGCUCCAAGAGUGCUAAUGAAACGGCAACGAAUGGCAAGAAUGCAAACGGUGACAUGUCUUCCCCGCCCGCCCCUACACAUCGCAGCUACAGCUUCCGCUUCUCCCUCGAGUGGGUGGAUAAACGCUUCGGGCAGUACCAGCCAAUGCGUCUCUAUCCGCCACGCCUUCCUCUCCCGGCCCAGGUACUCUUACAGUCAAGGGGCAUCAACAUCGCCGCAGUGGACAGCUCGCGACCUACGGGUCCUGCGGUAACGUCCAGUCGUUACGCUGGCAGGGCGCUCGCAGAAUGGACGUUCGUUUCGCACGAGUGCCAGAACUUCUUCGACCGUCGGAAGAACGAGGGGGUGCCGAGCAACAAGCUGGUCGAAACUCCUACCUUGGCCGUCGAGGCUUUCAGACGUCCUGGAUAA